CUGCGCAGCGCAAACCCGGAAGUGCGCGAUGCGGAAGUAGCUUUGUGUUUUUGUUUGAUCUCAGGGCAGUGGCUCACGGGGCAGAAAACCUAGCCGGACCUCGUUAGUUCUAGAUCAGCAGACAAUGUUUCCCCUCCGAAGAUUAAGAAGAAUUAGACAGUAGCAGGUUUGCUCAGACCCCACCGCGCCCUCCUCAGCUGAGAACGCUGAUUUUUGUAGCCUGGGUGCUGGGCUACGUGGCCUUCCUGCUCUCCAUCAGGAGGAUGUGGACGGGGAAGCACAUCCGCAGUCCGCUGGUCCGCUCGCUCUUUUUGAGCAUGGUGGCCGAGGGCGAGGCAGCUGACCAGCAGGAGUGGUACAGGUGCUGCCCCGACCUGCUGGGAGAAUCGGUGCGCCCCCUGUUUGUCCAGAGCCACCUGGACUCGGACACCAAGGCUUUCCUCAAGCGCAGUCAGGAGAAGUCCGGCUGGCUCUUCACACAGCUCUAUCACUCUCUGGUAUCGACCGUCCUCAGUCCUAUGGUGUCACGCACCUCCAUCAACGGGUUUCUGGGCCGGGGCUCCAUGUUCGUGUUCUCCCCUCACCAGUUCCAGCAGUUGCUACGGAUCGACCCGGACUGGAAGGCCGAGAGGCUCCUGGACCUCGGAGCCGGGGACGGAGGAGUCACAGAGGUCAUGGGAGUGCACUUCAGGCAGGUCUAUGUAACUGAGGUCUCCCCGCCAAUGAAGUGGCAUCUCCAGAGAAGGAAUUACACACUGCUGGCUAUAGAUGAGUGGCAGCAUACCGGUUUCCAGUACGACGUAAUCAGCUGCCUAAACCUGCUGGACCGCUGCGACGAUCCUCUGCGUCUCCUGCGGGACAUCAGGAGCUCCUUAGUCCCCAAGACGGGAAGACUCGUCCUGGCCGCCGUGCUUCCCUUCCAGCCUUACAUCGAAGUCGGAGGGAAGUGGGAGCGUCCAAAAGAGCACCUUAAAAUUGCAGGAAAGAUGUGGGAGGAGCAAGUAACGAACCUGUGCAACGAGGUCUUCAAGCGGGCGGGGUUCGAGUUGGAGGCCGUGACCCGACUGCCGUACCUCUGCGAGGGCGACAUGUACAACGAUUACUAUGUGCUGGACGAUGCCGUUUUCGUUCUGAAGGCGUCGGAGGACGCCGCAGAGUCUCCUCGGUGAAAAUCGAAAGGAAUAUUUUCCAAAUGUUGCGGGUUUCUUUGUCUCGUUUUUUUUUCAUGGGGUUUUAGUGCAAUGUGAAAUGUGCCAUUGUUACAGUCAUUGGUUUCUGACUUGGGUGGAAAUGGGGAGUCACACGUGAAGCUCAGGUGCUGUGGUUUAGAUCUCUCAGAUCCUGGGAUACCUCAGCUUUUUAAGCAAUAAAAGAAAGAAGUGAAAGGACUGCCUCUGAAGAUCACUUCUUCUGAAAUAUCAUCGUGCUGUAAGUGUUAAUCUGUAAAGUCUCCUACGUGUUUUUAUUGUUCAGUUUUUAAAUGUUAACCUCGUCAGCGAAGAAAAAAUAGCGAUGGAAGUUCUGUUUAAAACAUGUAUUUUUUAACUUUUAGUUAAUGAAAACCACUACAAAUACUAAUGGCAAGGCCAGAAUAUUGUUUUGUUUUUAUCUUCUUGACAUUAACUGAAUACUGACAGUCAAAGUUCAGCAAAACAAAGCGAACUUCAGACACUGACUUGAUGUAAUGCCUUUAUGGUCGUCUCUACAUUGUAUUAGCAAGAAGUCUCACAUUUACUCUUUAACAUGUAAUCCUGGCAUGGAUAGUGUGGACCUGCGAUAACAGGGGCGGAUUUAAUCUUUUUGAGGCCCGCAGACAUGACCCCACAUCUUUUUUCUUCAUUCAGUUUUCUUUAUCCCCUUUUUAAAGCCGUAGAAAUAAGAGCUACUCGCAGUUUUGUCUACUUCACUGCUGCAAGCGUUAAACCACUGCAGUCUCCAAAAUGUAUAAACAGUUAUUUUAGGAGCCGUGAGAUCUUGAUUCACUCGAGCUAUAGCUGUGGAUGUUUCCACUCAGUUUGGAGACUUUUUCUUUUUCUUUUUUUUUGUCUUGAUUAAGGCUGAGGUGGAUGCCUGUGUAUCUGGUGAGCCACACCUUCUAGUUCAUGUUCCCGCAGUGUUCAUUUUAGAUGGGAAUAAUGUGCUUGAUUGAUAACUAUGCACAUGGAUGGGAUUCUUCCACCCUCAAACAUUAUCUGCCCUAUGGCAGGGGCGUUUUCUGCUGCCAUCAGGGAAUCCUACUUCCAUAGGGGGCGUGUCCUGGGUCAGCACUGAUGUUUCAGAACGUGGUACAUAUCAAAAUAGCUUCCACGUAAGUUGGAGUUCCUGAGCACAGUCCAUCAUGCUGCCAUAUCUGUGUUAUGUUUUAAUAAAGGGUCUCUUAACAGUGUUUGGCUACUUGGUCCCAUAAACAAGAAGCUGUGAUAAAGAUGCUGAUAGUUGUCCACUGGCAUAUGAACUUUGUCGAGCUACAGAGGCUCUUUUCUCCAGUCAGUGCCCUGAUUCGCCCCGAUAUGUAUGUUAGCUACCAACAUCUGCUCUGUGUGUGUUUUAGUUUAAUACUGUGGCUAAAAUAAGAUGCUCAUGCGGUGAAGAGGAGAGAAUAUGUAAGUUUCAAUGGCUCCAUAAUGCUAUCUGGUCCAUCUAUCACAUUUUCUGCUCACGUGUGCAUAAUGGAAGCGUUCCUACAAACAAUAAGAAGUGUAGCUCUAAUUAUGCACGACGGCAUCGUUGAUGGGUUUUAAAUUGAACAAGUGUGGAACCUUCUUAUUUAUUUAUUUUUCCCAUCCUUUCCAUGGAUAACUGUAAAACAAUGUGUGUUCUCCAGAUGAGGGUGCCAAAUGACUAUUCAUAAAUGUGCCAUGAUGACUGGAGUGUUUUUGAAAGUAAAAAGUUCCUGAAUAAAAAAAAUAUUCAUUUUUA
This is a messenger RNA of Fundulus heteroclitus (mummichog), 2919 nucleotides long. It is a transcript of the gene mettl9, whose product is annotated as methyltransferase like 9. The record is from RefSeq and is a predicted model, not a curated record. Bases 264 to 1169 code for a protein of 301 amino acids. Lineage: Eukaryota; Metazoa; Chordata; Actinopteri; Cyprinodontiformes; Fundulidae. The transcript has 6 exons. Gene Ontology annotation, molecular function: protein-L-histidine N-pros-methyltransferase activity.